AAGAAGCAGAAGAACAAGAAGAAGAAGAAUAGGAAGAGGAUGGAGAAGUAUAGUACUGGUAAUAGUAGUAGUAGUAGUAGCAGUAGUAGUAAUGGUAGUAGUAGUAGUAGCACUACUAGUGAUGGUAGUAGUAGCAGUAAGAGGAAGAAAAAGAAGAGGGAGAAAAAGAAGAAGAGAAGGCAGCAGCAGGAGGAAUGGCGCCUUAUUAUGUCUCUGCUGGCCCGACAGCAGCAGCGGUGGGGUAUGCAGCAGCGCCCGCAGCAGAGCCCGCAGCAGCGUCACCUCCACCAGAGACAACAGAAGAAGCAGCAGCAGAAGCAGCACCACCAGCAGCAGCAGCAGCAAACGCAGAAGCAGCAAAAGAAGAACAGCAGCAGCAGCAACAGCAGCAGCAGCAGCAACAGCAGCAGCAGCAACAGCAGCAGCAGCAACAGCAGCUGCAGCAUCAACAGCAGCGACAGCAACAGCAGCAGCAACAGCGACAGCAGCAGCAACAGCAGCAGCAGCACGUCGCGCAGCAACUACAGUAUCCCCCACAACAGCAGCAGCAGACCCCACAACAAGAGCAGCAGCAGCAGCAGCAGCACACCCCACAGCAACAACAGCAGCAGCAGCGCACCCUACAACAGCAGCAGCACACCCCACACCAACAGCAGCAGCAGCAGCU
Messenger RNA from Rangifer tarandus platyrhynchus (Svalbard reindeer), 667 nucleotides. The record is from the annotation of a GenBank genome assembly. NCBI's taxonomy places the organism in Eukaryota, Metazoa, Chordata, Mammalia, Artiodactyla, Cervidae.